This is a messenger RNA of Radiomyces spectabilis, 1532 nucleotides long. RefSeq lists its product as uncharacterized. The coding region runs from base 131 to 1330 and encodes 399 amino acids. Lineage: Eukaryota; Fungi; Mucoromycota; Mucoromycetes; Mucorales; Radiomycetaceae. Gene Ontology annotation, biological process: regulation of actin filament polymerization; G protein-coupled receptor signaling pathway. Gene Ontology annotation, molecular function: actin filament binding. The transcript is spliced from 8 exons. The record is from RefSeq and is a predicted model, not a curated record. Gene Ontology annotation, cellular component: actin filament; cortical actin cytoskeleton; plasma membrane.
CGAGCAACUGCGCUGUUUUAUACCGAAAAUUACGUGUAUCACAAGCUGCUCCAAAAUAAGCUUAUUGAUGACCAGCUUAUUACGCUACCCGCCAUAGCAUCCUUUUCCUCUUUCCUCGCUUCCCAUUCACAUGUGCGAUUUAUCGGAUCCUAGAAUCACUGAGGCUUACAAUGCUAUUAUUGAAGAGGAGCCUACUGAUUGGCUUCUUCUCGGAUACACUUCUCGCGACGUUAUAUCUUUAUAUGCCAAGGGAACUGAGGGACUUGGAGAGUUCCGAAAUCAUUUAGGCGACGAAGUAUUAUAUGGAUUCCUUCGCGUAGAUGACAGAUAUCUUCUCGUGACUUAUGUGCCCGAUCAAGUCAGUGGUGUGCGGCGAGCACGAGCACUUGUGCACAGCCGCUCGGUUGCCAAUAUACUCAAAGUCAAUCAUGCCCAAAUUACAGCUUCUUCACUUUCAGAUCUGAGUGAUGCGAACGUUCGUACGAGACUAAAACUAGGGGAAAACCAAGUACCGAACCGGUCUCGGCCAUCUUCAAUGUCAGAGCGCAAGCGCGCCUCCUUAUCAUCGCGUCGUCGUUCUUCACAGUCGCAGUCUCAAUCAGCAGCACCUCCUUCUCCAACUGAUCCUUCGCCAAUGCUUCCCAGUGACGUUGUGACGGCCGAGCCCGAUGAGUUUCAGGAAGCGAGUGAAGAGCUGCCGUCAUCGGAAGAUGUGCAGAGUCACCAGAUUAACCGUAACGCUUCGGAAGAUGGGCAACCGAUUGAACCAGUAGUGAGUGAGGAACAGCGACAGCAGGAAGAACGUGAUCGAGCACGAAAAGCAGCUGAAGAAAAGCUCAUGGCUGAGGAGACCGCACGCUUGCAAGCACAAGCCGAAGCUGCAGCCAAAGCGAAAGCUGAAGAAGAAGCCAGGCGUCGAGCGGAAGAAGAAGCUAAAAAACAAAAGGCCGAAGAGGAGCGAAUUGAACGAGAACAAAAAGCAGCUCUGCUGAGAAAGAUUGAAGAAGCGGAGAAGAACAAAGAUAUCAUUCUUGCGGGUUUUGCAUCCGUCCAACCCAAUGAUAGCCCAUUCUGGAGACGUCGAUAUUUUAUCAUUCGCGGCAAAAACUUGAUGUUAUAUCGGGAUGAACAGGACAAAACACCUAUCAUUGUUAUCGAUUUGAACAACGUAACUUCUUUGUCAGCCAUCGAUGAAGAGCGCGACACUUUUGUACCCAACGCUUUUGUUUUGGACACGCAUAGUGAAGGUUCCUUCCAAGUAUUUGCGGACGAUAAGAAAGAUGCCGACACUAUCUUUACUGCUCUUCAAACCGUGGUUAAAGCCAACUAGACCCAUCUUGAACGAUCUAAACUAUCUAAAGCCUUUUAUGUUUUAUGGCCUUGCUUUCGCAUCAUUAUGUCUAUGACGAAUACAGUUUUUUUCAUAUUCUUAACGUAUCAUUUUCUUUGCCCAAAAGUGCAUGCUGGUUGAAUUUUGAUGCUAGGAUUUUUCCUUUUCUUUUUUUUUGGCAUUCUUUUUUUUUCUCCUUUAU